Helicoverpa zea (corn earworm) is the source of this 3779-nucleotide messenger RNA. RefSeq names its product rRNA biogenesis protein rrp5 (gene Rrp5). Bases 84 to 3728 code for a protein of 1214 amino acids. Gene Ontology annotation, cellular component: nucleus; nucleolus; small-subunit processome. NCBI's taxonomy places the organism in Eukaryota, Metazoa, Arthropoda, Insecta, Lepidoptera, Noctuidae. Gene Ontology annotation, molecular function: protein binding; RNA binding. Gene Ontology annotation, biological process: rRNA processing. The transcript is spliced from 21 exons. The record is from RefSeq and is a predicted model, not a curated record.
GAUAACUAAACGUAUAUAACCUAUAUUUCUCAUGCCUAGACGUAUGUGGUGUGUUAUUUCCUGUAAAAAUUAGAAAUAUAGUCAUGGCAGACAACGAAGAAUACUUUCCCCGUGGAGGAAAGAAACCUACAACCACACAUUUCAAACAAAAUGCAAACUUUUUAGGCGCUCCCGAGAAAGGGGAGAAGAAAAGGAAGAAGCCUAAAAAGAAGUCUGAAGGAGAUGAUGGUUAUUUAUCGGACGAGGGUACGAAAGAGAUCGAUCAGUCGUUUAAAAACUGUGCAUUUGGUUUGAGCUAUAAGACAAUAAAAGAAGGUUUGCUGGUGCUAGGCAGAGUGAAGAGUGUUUUGGAAACAAAGAUAAUAGUCAGUCUGCCGUGCAGGAUGAUCGGCUCAAUAAUGGCAUGUCACAUCAGUGAGCCAUACAAUAAGUUAUUAGAAGCUUACGUUAAUGAUAAGACAGAUAAAGUACAAGACUUGCAUGAAAUGUUCCGACCGGGGCAGUACAUAGCCGUGAAAGUAUUAGAAGUAAAAGAACUCAGUCUGAUGCUCUCAGUCAUGCCGCAGCAUGUGAACGGUCAGAUGACACACAAGGAUUUGCAAAAAGGCUAUUUAUUACAAGCGGCCGUGUCUUCAGUAGAAGACCACGGGUAUGUGAUGGAUAUCGGCGUUCCAGGGACCACGGCGUUCCUGCCCAAAGCUAACACCAACAUGGAGAUGGAACUAGAUGUAGGCAUGGUAUGCUGGUGCAGCAUAAAGGCGGGACCCAGCGGAGGCAGCACCGUGGUGACGCUAAGCAAUGAGUUAUCAGCGCUGCAGAACUCCUGGCUGCGACAGAAGACCAGCGGCCCCCUCAUACCGGGCUCCAACGUGGACUUCAUAGUGGACACGCCGUUGGACAACGGCAUCGAGGGUCACGUCUUCGGAGACACCACGGCGUACGUGCAGCGGCAGCAUGCUGACUCCGUCAAAGGGAAGAAGCCAACCCUUGGACAGAAGAUUCGUGCUCGACUAUUGUACGUGAUGCCGACCCGGAAUACGCCCUUCCUCACGAUGAAGAACAUCUUCGAGUCCACCUUCCCUGAUCUUGAUGCUGAGCAGCAACUCCAAGACGGACAGAUCAUCGAAGAGGCAAAGGUGCUGAAGAUAACAGGCCGGUCGAUACACUUCCGGCUGGGGGGAGGGUGUUACGGCACCAUGAGCCUCAAGCGGAUCCAGGUGGACGAAGAUCUGACUGAUGAGGAGGUGGUGGCCAAGUCCUAUCCUAUAGGCAGCAGUCACAAAGUUCGCGUGCUUUGCUACAACUUGUCAGACUACGUGUACUCCGUGUCAGACCAGUCUGACGUUCUGACGGAGAAGUACUUCAAUUUCGAGCAGCUCAAGCCGGGGGAUAUUGUCGACGCUACUGUCAAAAGUGUGGCCGACAAUCAUGUACUACUCAACGUUGGACGAGUUUCAGGCUACGUUUCGCAAGCUCAUCUAUCUGACUCCGGAUUGCUCACUGAUACUAAAAAGUCUUCAGUUUCCAAAUUGCCUAAGAAAAAAUAUAAGCCGGGACAAUCAGUAAAGGCUCGUGUUUUGGCCGUGGACCCUGCGAAACAGACCCUGUUUUUGACCUUGAAACCUAGCUUGCUGUCACCGGACAUACAAGUUUUAGACAGUUACGGAAAAGCUGUCGUUGGAAGAGCAUAUACUGGAGUUAUUAAGCACAUAAAGGAUUAUCUUCUGGUGUCGUUCUUCAACAACGUGGUGGCUUUCAUUCCUCGACAGUACGUGACUAAGGAACCUUUAGAUGUCAUCUCCCAAGCUUUCCAUAUCGGACAAAUUGUAAACUGCACGAUAAUUAAAGUUUACCCGGAUGCUAACAAGAUGACCGGCAGUCUCACUACACAACCGUUCACGCCUACGGAAAAACGCGAAAAGCCAACGAAACGAAAACAGAAGCAAGACGAUGAAGUGCUCAAUAAAAAAACUAAAACCGAACAACCAGAGGUAAAAGACAAAAAGAAAAAACACACAGAAGUCAUAAUACAAGAAUCUGACACAGAAGAAACAAGUGAACCAGAUAACAAGAAGAAAAAGAAGAAAUCAAAAGUUGAACACAUUGAAGAAGAAGAAGAUCAGCAAGUUACCAAAAAGGAUAAGAAGAAAAAACUUAAAAAAGAAUCAACAGAUGAGAAUGCUACUACUGAGGACGAUGAAGCUCAAGUAAAAGACAAAAAGAAGAAUAAAAAGAAGAAAGACAAAGAGAUAUCAGAAGAGAGUGACGCAAUAGAGACUGACAUAAAUGACGAUGAACAAGUACUAACCCCACAAGACUUAGCUCUCAUAGACUUAACAAGUUGCGUCACCGCAAAGCAAUAUAAAAAACGCAUAGUCUCUCUUCUUAAAUCGAUAAAUAACAGAUCGAAACGUAUCAGCAGGAUCGAUAGAAAAAUCGAGAGAAUCGAAGAGAAAGGCUUAGAUCCACUGACUAAGGUUUAUCACACAGCUAUGCAUAACGACAAGCUUAUAGUGCAAGAACGAUUGGAGAAAUUAAUGGCCGCCUUGGCCGCAGCUCAGGAGAAAUUAAAAGAGCUAGGAGGGGAGUUUUCUAAGAAAGAUUAUAAGAAGGAGAAGGAAGAGAAAAAGUUGAAGAGAGAGGCAGAGAAAGGGGGAGAUGUAGUGGAGAAGUUGGAAGUGAAAGUUGCGGAGAGUUUGGAGCCGGCGUUGCAGGCUCCGAGUGUUCAGGACUUUUGGUCUGCAGGGGCGGAUAGCCUGGUGAAGAAUGUGCAAGAUGAAGAGGAUACCAGUAGUGAGGAUGAGGAGACAGAGCAGCCAAAGAAAAAGCGUAAAAAAUUGACGGUUGCCGAAAAGCUGGCUAAAGUGAGAGAAGAGGAAGAGAGAGUGAGGGAGCUGGAGCGACGCGCGACAGAGAGUGACACUCAGCCGCGCUCCGCAGAACACUUCGAGCGGGCGCUGCUCGCCAGCCCCAACUCCAGCCAACUGUGGAUCGCAUACAUGGCAUUCCACCUACAGGCUACUGACAUUGAGAAGGCUCGCAAUGUUGGCAGAAGGGCUCUGGCCGCCAUAGGCUUUCGCGAGGAUCUCGAGAAAUUUAACACAUAUGUCGCGCUCAUCAGCAUCGAGUGUCGGUUCGGGACCAAGGAGUCUUUACAAAAAAUACUGGACGAAGCUCUGCAAAUGAACGACCCCUUCAAGAUCCACUCGAAGCUACUGGACAUUUACGUGGAGACUGGUAAACAGCAGGAGCUGGUGGCUCUGGUAGACCUGAUGCUGAGGAAGUACAAGCGGGAGACCAGCGUGUAUGGCCUCUGUGGAGCCGCCUGCUUCAAACUGGGACUUGUCGAUAAGGCCAGACAGGUCAUGCAGAAAGCCAUCUCCGUUCUCGAGAAGAAAGAACAUGUACCAGUGCUAGUCCAGUUCGCGUUGUUGGAGCGCAACUCGGGCGCCCGCGAGCGUGCCGAGGCGCUAUUCGAGCAGGUGCUGGCUGUGUACCCAGCCCGCGUCGACGUGGCCAGCGCCUAUGUAGACAUGCUCCUCAAAGCCGGGGACAAGGAACAUGUGCGGCAAGUAAUGGAGCGGAUGACGUCACAGAAGCUGCCAGCUAGGAAAAUGAAGGUUUUGUUCAAGAAGUGGAUCGAAGUGGAAGAGAAGAUCGGAGACCAAGACCAAGUGGACAGGAUACGACAACGCGCCAUGGACUACAUAGAGAAAGCCAAGUUUUAAUCGAUACUAUACUUAAUCAAUAUUUAAUAAAUAAACUUACCGAAUUUUUUA